UCGAGUCUCGACGCCUAUGUAUCCUCCACGAGUCCCCUACACCACCAAAACGUGCUCGUCCAAUCCGCGCUGAUUUCUCCUCGCAUCUACCGCAAUCCGAACUUCACUCGGCAACUAGCAAGGUCUACUACAGUUCACGGUUCCACUGCCAUACCAUAGAAACCGCGUUACAUAGUUCAACCAGACGUACAGAACGAAAAGAUGCAGUUCUCAUCACUCCUCCUCCAGCUCCCCGCGUUCAUCUCGAACCUUACGAAUCCCACUGCGCCCGACGCCGGCGUUGCGCCCACAGCAGUCGUCAACAUGACCUACCAGCUCCCCGCGCUUCCCUACGACUACGGUGCGCUGGAACCGCACAUCUCGGAGCAGAUCAUGGUGCUGCAUCACACUAAGCACCACCAGGCGUAUGUCACGAACCUCAACGCCGCGCUGGAGUCGCACAUCCACGCCCUGGCGACGGGCGAUGUCAAGGCGCAGAUCGCAUUGCAGCAGGCGAUAAAAUUCCACGGCGGAGGCCACAUCAACCACUCGCUCUUCUGGCCGUCCCUGGCGCCGUCCAACUCCAGUGCGGCGUCCUCCACCGCCGCGCCGCAGCUCGUCGCAGCGCUGGUAGCGCAAUACGGGAGUGUGGAGGCGUUCAAGGCGGAGCUGAAGACGCUCCUGCUAGGCAUCCAGGGGAGCGGAUGGGGCUGGGUGGUGAAGAAUGGCAAGGGCGCGCUGGAGUUGGCGACGACGAAGGAUCAGGACCCGGUCACCGGGGAUAGGGCGGUGGUGCUGGGAGUCGACAUGUGGGAACAUGCCUAUUACCUCCAGUAUUGGAAUGAUAAGGCGGGCUAUGUCGAUGCCGUCUGGCAGAUUGUUAACUGGGAGACCGCGGAGAAGAGGUUUUUGGGGGUGGAGGCGCCGGUGGCGCUUUAGAUACAGCAUAUGUACUUAGUCACGUGUAAUAAAGAAGGUUGCUGCAUG
Tricharina praecox is the source of this 966-nucleotide messenger RNA. RefSeq names its product Manganese/iron superoxide dismutase. Lineage: Eukaryota; Fungi; Ascomycota; Pezizomycetes; Pezizales; Pyronemataceae. The transcript is spliced from 5 exons. Gene Ontology annotation, biological process: superoxide metabolic process. Gene Ontology annotation, cellular component: mitochondrion. Gene Ontology annotation, molecular function: metal ion binding; superoxide dismutase activity. The record is from RefSeq and is a predicted model, not a curated record. Bases 202 to 918 code for a protein of 238 amino acids.